AUUGUAAAAACACGUUACCAUUAUUAGUUUUGGGGAAUGUAAAUACUGCAUGAGCCAAAAUUGAUGCCGUACAGCAUUUGCAUUGCAUUAUUUAUUUUGGCAACACUGAUGUUACUUGGGUAAUAAAGCUUGCAUUUUAGUUUAUACUCGCCUUCUGUUGUGUUUUAUAUCAGUGAUGUCAGAGUGAAAUCCUCACACUUCUUAAUGUUGUGAAGGUCAAAAAACUCUCCCUCCCCCCAGUCAGAGUUCUGCUAGGCAGACACACACACAUGCAUGCACACACACACACGCACACACACACAAACCGAACAGCAAAAUGGCCGACCGUCAACUGACAGACUUUAUAGCUCGUUAGAAAACGAAGAGGUUCUGCAUAUUUGGUUUACAGUAUCAUUAAACAUACAUUCUAUUCGGAGUUUUUAAAAGGGUAUUUUUCGUCAUUCUCUACUAUUCACCUUUUGGGAAUAUUACAUUGUUUCUGUGUGCGUGUGUUUUUUUUUGCCUCGAAUGCCUCAAAACGCCAGAAUUUCGCACUCAAGCACUUUAUUUCAUGUGUAAUUCCUGAGAGAAGAGAAUUGGGAAAGGGAAGAGCAGUUCAUGGAAGACAAGAAAAGGAAGAAAGAAGAUAAAAGGAAACGGGACGCUUCCCAGAAGGUCGCAGAACAAAAAAACAAAGUGCCAGACUCGACCAAGCCCACACUCGCUCAGUCUUCGGCCGCCCCCAGCUCCGCGUCCCCCAGCCCUGGCCCCGCUCCCUCGGCCUCCCCCUUGCCCGCCGGGGCCGCGGCCGGCGCCCCCUCCCAGGGUGGGAACAAUGCCAAGCGGCCGGCGGCGUCCAACGGGCAGCCCCCCACCGGCGGAACCCAGGCCCCACAGCGCUACAUGCCCCGUGAAGUGCCCCCCCGUUUCCGCUGCCAGCAGGACCACAAAGUGCUACUGAAGAGGGGCCAGCCGCCGCUGUCCUGCAUGCUGCUGGGGGGGGGCGCCCCCGCUUCCUCGCCAGGGGACGGCACCAGUGCGACGGUAGCUGCUGCCUCAGAUUGCGGUCCUGGAUCGGCGGGCUCAGCUUCCUCACUACCCCACUCUUCCUCCUCUUCUUCCUCCUCGUCAUCGCCAUCAGUCGCUGCUUCUUCUACUAUUUCUUCUUCAAAUUAUGCAAAUUCCACGUGGGGGGCGAGCUCAGGCAGCCAGCCCCUCUCUCAGGGCUGGGAGAAGGUGAUAGUGGACAGGUCCGACAUGGAGGAGUGGCCGAGUAUUUUGGGGGCGAGCGCGGCCGGGGGGGAGACCGGCGGUGCCCCCUGGGGCGAUAGACACAUGCAGCAACAUGCGGGGGGUGCGGGGAAGGGCGGACCUCCAUCCCCCCUGUUGCCAUCCUGCCCCGCGAGGGAAUGUACACAACUAAGUGGCGUUGUUUGGGGCGGCUCGUCCCAGGCCAGUGCUGGGGGGGGCAUGAGCUCCCGGUCCAAAGGCUCUGCCCUCCCUGGGACUGCUGACGGUUGUAUGGCUACGGGCAGUGGGACCCCUGGUGCCAACUUCACCCCCAAUGCCAACCCUUCGGCCUGGCCGGCCCUCGUGCAGGAUGGGGCAGCCGGGGUUUGCUCCUCGGGGGCCGAGGGUGGGCCAUCUGCUCUACCAAACUUGUCACCGUCGUCUCAGUCUGCUGACCCUUCCUCGGGCCACCUGGCUCCCUCCCUGAACCCGGUCGGGCAUCAGCAUCAACCUCACCAAGUCCGGGAUGCCGAGCCCCUCUGCGGGGAGUGGGGGGGCAUGGGACCAAAAAAAGCUGGACUGGAUGAAGGCGAGUGCGGCCCGCUGGAUGGGGGGGAGCUCGCUACCUCUUUGUCGUCCUCGUCCUCCUCGUGCAGAGCUCUCUCUUUCUCCUCCAAUCCUAAGACGGGCGCCUCGAAGACUUGCCUCGAAGACUGGGAGGGUGGGCCGGGAGGGGGCGUGUUCUCUGGUGAAGGGGGCGGGUCUUUGACUUACGCCAGCCAGGAGGGCAAAGAGGGCAUCGGAGCUUUGGCGGGUAAAGCCUGGGGAGCAGGCAGCGGGGGCACCAGUAAGACCGCCGGGGUAUCUCAGGGAGCGUGGGGUGGGGCGGAUGGGGCAGAGCUUUCGGUGGGGGAGUGGGGCAGUACUGCGGGGGCGGCUAGCACGAGCGGGCCUAGCAAUCAGGUCGCAGGAGGCAGCAGUGGCGUAGGUACCGCACCUGCAACACGAGCUUGGGACAAUCAGAAAGGGGCCGGGGAUGAUGCAGGGGGCGAUGUCGGCGAGUGGGGGGGCCAGGGCAAGGGCAAUGGGGGCGGGGCUUCGUCCUCGAGCGGUGGUGGGCACUCCCGAGCUGGGGGUGGCCCUCACAAUCAACAUGGCCAACCCCGCCCCCACCCGGCUGCCAACCCCGAAGUGGCCUUACAGAACCUGCUCAGCCGGACUGACCUGGACCCCAGGGUGCUGUCCAACACCGGAUGGGGCCAGACGCAGAUCCGGCAGAACGUGGCCUGGGAUUUGGUUGGAGGCGCGGCUGCGUCCGCCGGCUUCAGUUCCUCCACCCCGCCGUCCUCGAACCUGAAUCCUGCUGGCCUGGCCCCUGUAUACCCCCCUGCUGCAGAGUCCGCCCCCACUGACCCAUCCGCUGCUUCCCAUCUCACGGGCGGCGUUCCGAGUUCCCAGGGGCCGAGUGCUGCCCCUCUGCCCGGAGAUGCCUGGGACGGCGGCAGUAACACUGCCCAACCAGGCCGCGGCUCCCUGCCCUCUGGCCCCGGGUUACGCAAUCCGACUGCCAGCACGCAGCCCGGCUCUGGGGGCCCGGGAAAUGCAUCGGGGAGCCAGGGGAAGGCAGCCGGGGGCUGGGGUGGGAUUGGGCAACCAGAAAACUUAGGCAAGGGGUGGGGUAGCGAGGGGCAGGAGUGGAGAGAGCGUAGAGGAGGUGGAGGAAAUGGAUGGGGAGAUUUUGGGCAACAGGGUACGGUUGGUGGCGGAGGUGGGAAUGGAUGGGGAGUAGGUGGGGAUGAGAAGGGGGGAGGAUGGAAGGACAAGGGCAGGGAGGGGUCAGGCUGGGGGCAGAGAGAUGGCAGCAGUGAGUGGGAGAAGCGGGAGCCCAAAUCAGGGGGUUGGGGGGAGGGGAAGGGGAACGGGGCCAGUGGAAGCGGGGAUGCCAACCUAGGGACUUGGGGGGGCUGGGAAGGUGGGGGUGGAGACGGGGACGGAAAAGCCCAGCAGGGCUGGGGGGGGAAAGGCCACUCUCUGCCGGCGCCAGGCGGCCAGGCAGGAGCCCCGAAGGGCACGGCACAGCAGCAGCAAUCACAGCCAACGCAGCAGGACACAGCUGGCGGCUGGGGCAGGCCAGGAGGCCCUCCGUCCCAGAACCCGAAUCAGAACCAGAACCAGAACCAAAGCUCAGGCUGGACCUCGGGCCCGGUGCCCCAGCUGCCCAGCAGCCGCCCCGAGGGCCCCGAGCCCAGCGGCUGGGAGGAACCGUCGCCGCAGUCCAUCAACCGCAAGAUGGAGAUAGAUGACGGUACCUCAGUGUGGGGCGACCCCAGCCACUACAACCACAAGAGUGUCAACCUGUGGGAUAAGAACGGCGCCCCCUCUGGCCAGGGGCAGCAGGCCUCCCACCACAGCCAGCAGCAGCAGCAGCAGCAGCAGGGCCCCGGGAGACCCACGCAGCAGCCUGCAGCUCCAGGGAACAGGGAGUCCAGCUCCGGACCUGGGAAGAAUUCUGGGAUGGCCUGGGGCAACAGCGGCGCCCCCUCCAGCUCAUGCGUAGACAAUGGCACAGCAGCCUGGGGCAAGCCUACGGAUGCCCCCACCAGCUGGGGAGACCUAGAAGAUCCUGCCAAGCCUGCUGGUUGGGGACACCCCUCCCCCAGCACCGGUCCGAAGUCUAUGCAAGACGGCUGGGGCGAGGCAGACGGCUCCGUCAGCGCCUCCCGCCACUCCAGCUGGGAGGAGGACGAGGAGAGCGGCGGGGGCGUGUGGAGCAGCACCGGCUCUCAGUGCAGCAGCUCCUCCUACAACUCCGGGGGCUGGAGUCAGGGCCACACAGCCGGGGGCAAGAAGGCCAACAGCAAGGGUGCGCUGAAGGGCGGAGGCGGAGGGGGAGACUCUUGGAUCGGCCCCAUGAGCCGGCAGUUCUCCAACAUCGGGCUCCUGGGUGAGGACCCCGGCGGAAGGGCACUAGACCUAGCCCCGGGACCUCCCCAGGACAAGAAAUUGGAUGGGGAGAAGCGGGGAAUAUCCCCAACCGACUACAAUGGAGAGAUGCGCAAAGUCGGGAGGGGCGGAGGGGGAACGGGGCCUGUCUUCCGGCCCGGAUCCAAAGAGGCCUGCUCUGCUGAGCCUGGGCCAUAUUAUGACAAGGCGGGUGGACACGGAGCGUUUGGUAGCAGCGGUGGCAUGGCUCCGUCUCGGGGGGUGCACCAGCCUGGUGUGCCGCCCAUAAAUCCAUCCCCAGGCAUACGAGCGCAAGUGCCUCAUCAGUUCCUGUCGCCUCAGGUGUCAGGCUCUGUGCUGAAGCCGAUGCCCCCCCCCAGCAGCGGCGUCGGAGGAGUGGGAGCGGGGGUGUUCCCUGCCCAGCUCUCUCCCCAGCACCUGGCCAUGCUCAGCAGCAUCUACCCCCCCCACAUUCAGUUCCAGCUGGCCUGUCAGCUCCUAUUGCAGCAGCAGCAGCAGCAGCAGCCGCCGCCACCGCAGCUCCUGCAGAACCAGAGGAGGUUCUCCCAGAAUCUGCGGCAGCAGUCGGACCCACAGCAGCUGGCCAGAAUCAUGGCCGUCCUUCAGCAACAGAAGCAGCAGCAGCAGGUCGGGGGUCCUGGCGGGGGCCCCAAACUGUCCCCGUCACAUAUGGGGGGGGGCGUGCCAAAGCAGACGAUGGCUGACCCCUUGCCCCACCCUGGCCUCGGGGGAUCUUUGGCUGAGCAGCUGCAUCAGAAGACACAAGGAGCAUACCCUGGGUUCAGCUCUGGAGUGAACCUAUCCGGUCUGGAGAUGGGCUCGAUGUUGGGGGGCCCCGGCGGAAUGAAGGACGGCGGGGGUCAACAGUCCCGGUUCAAAUGGCUGAUGGAGGGGCACUCCCCCAAUCCACCCCCCCCCGACACUGCACCACACAAGAACGGUCCCAUGUCCACACCAAUGAAGCUAAGGGGCGGCUCUCCCUACUCCCAGUACGAGUUGCUAGGAAACGACGGUCUUGGAGUGCCCCCGCCAGGCCCGUCCGAUAACUGGCAUCGAACACCGGGGAAGAUGGGCGUCAAGGCCGGUGCCUCCAGCUGGCCACCUGAGUUCCAGCCCGGAGUUCCCUGGAAGGGCAUUCAGAGCGUUGACCCUGAAUCUGACCCCAAUAUGACCCCAAGCAGUGUGCUGGGCUCCACAGGCACCUCGAGCCUCAAUGACAAUGAGCACCAGUUACUGAGAGACAAUGCAGAAUCCAACCCCUCCCUGAACACCUUGCUGCCUUCACAUGGUGCCUGGCCCUACAGUGCCUCAGACAGCCCCCUCAACAAUGCACAUAAUUCAGCAAAGUACACUGAAUACAAACCCAGCUGGCCUCCUGACCCGAUUGGACACAACAAGCUGUGGAAGGCCAAAGGCAACAGCUCUCAGAUGCCCCGCCCUCCCCCUGGUCUGACCCAUCAGAAGCAGCCCUCUGUGUCACCGUGGGCCGGGGGCGCUCCCCGAUUGGCCAGGGGUUGGGGAGGGUCUGGUGGCAGCCAGGACACUCGAUAUGGGCCAGGCUCCGCAUGGAGCGAUGCUGGGACAUCCAGAAGCAGCUGUUGGCUGUUGCUUAGCAACCUUACUCCACAGAUCGACGGCUCCACUCUGCGCACCAUUUGCAUGCAGCACGGCCCCCUGCUGACCUUUCACCUUGGCCUGACACAGGGCAGCGCUCUGAUUCGCUACAGUUCGCGGCAGGAAGCAGCCAAGGCCCAGAGUGCAUUGCACAUGUGUGUCCUGGGCAACACCACCAUCCUGGCUGAGUUUGUGAAUGAGGAGGAGGUCGGUCGGUAUUUUGCACAUUCCCAAGUGGGUGGGGGCGGGGCCAGCGGCGGAGGCGGGGCUGCCGUGAAUGUCACAGGUGCUGGAGGAGGCCAUGGGCCAUCAGGGACAGGUGCCGUGGGGGGCAGCAGCGGAGGCGGGAGCACUCCAGGAAGCGAGAGAGAGCGGGAAAGGGCAGCGGCGGUGGCAGCAGCAGGAGCAGGAUCGACUGAAGCAAGCAGCAAUGGAGGGGGUAGUGUGGGGACCGUAGGGCCUCCCUGUUCUGGAUGGCAAGGAUUGGACGGUACAGGCAGCUCUCCGGAUCCCUCCCAGUCCCAAGGAACCAGCCUGGGCCUCUUUGCCCAGUGGAGCAGCAACGGGUCUGGGGGAGCAGGAGGGAUGGGGGGUAGCAGCGUAGGGGGCGUGGAGCCUGGAAGGCAAGGGCUAUGGGGUGGCAUGGCCCCAGGCUAUCCCAGCAGUAGCCUCUGGGGGGCACCCCCAGUGGAAGACAGACACCAGAUGGGCAGUCCAGCUGCAUUGCUGCCUGGAGACCUUCUGGGAGGGGGAGCUGACUCCAUAUGAUGCUGUUUCUCUGUCUCUGUCUGUCUCUCUCUCACAAACACACACACACACAACAGCACUGGCCUGUGCAGGUACUUACAAGGCAGCACACAAGCCCUCAUGCCAAAACAUCUCAUCUCAUGAACCUAUAUCAACGGUGCAGACACACACACACACACACUUAACCUUUGCCCUAAAUGAAGACUUCAACAUCCAGACUUGAACCGACAGAGUCAGUUGGACUCAGACUCGACUGGAUAACACUUAAAUCUGGAGUGGAACUGAAAUGCAGGAAUACACGCAAGCAGAAACAGAUGCAAGGAAGUAUCUGCGUUCAACCGCUGUAAAAAACACAAUGUGCAUCACAUGGGUGUUCUCCGUGAGUUCUGGACGACCUGCAGCAUUCGUGUUGCUGUCACUCCCGUAGAAGGGAUCGCACAUCUCCUUGCACAGGGCAGGCUCAUGUUCCACAAACUAACUGUAUCUUAACGUAUGUUUUAUGUUCAGUUUAUUUGGAGCAGUGGAAUCCAGAAAUGUCUUGUUCCUCUUCAAAACUGACCUCUGGCUUUAUUAUUAUCGUUGUUAUUUUCUUACUAAGUCAAGUUCAUUAUUAUUAUGACUAUGAUUGUUUCGGUUUUAUUUACCCUUUCAAGGCACCGUCUGUUUUCAUGAGACUGAGAGGAUUGUAAUGAGGAAACAAGAUUGGAGUUUGUCCAGACUGGAAGAAUAUGUGAAAAUGAGAGACAGGGUAUUUCACGAGGGCUGUGGGCAGAAGUGGUCCGAGUGCAUUACCUGCUCCGCCAGUGUACCCUGGCACUAACUCGUCUUGAUACGUUAUUUUUUUUUUAGCAUCCUUUUGAUUUGUACCAUUUGAUCUGCAAUAAUACAAAGUGACUCUUAAAGAAGUGAUUGACAGCAUUGCACGCGGUCGGAUGCCAAAUCUGUCAGACCAAGUUGGGGGGGGGGGUACGCAAAUACCUUAAGUUACAACUGUGUGUUAGUUUUGUUGUUGAUGAAGAUCCUUUUAAAUUAUGGCAGGCUUUAACACUCCUGUUCAGUUUUUGUUUUCAUAUUCUACAAAAAGAGAAUUUUUAAAAAGGAACAAAUUAAUAAAGGUUGAAUUAAAGGCUCUGGUUAUGUUGCAUUAGACGAAAAAAGGAUUUGUGUUUACACUUGAAACACUUUGUGGUGAGAGACACCUCCCUGCUUUCAUGACAGAUCUGUUGGUCACACUGUUUUCUUUCUUUAUAUAUACACUCACUUGCACACAAACACACCUCUGCCAUUUUCACAGACUCCUUGAUUUUCUUUUGCCAGUCUGUCUAACCAGUGAUUUGUCUUAGUUUUCACGUUGCCAUGUGUUGAAAUCUUCGUAAAAAUCGUUCAUUUGCGCAGGAGUCCUUUUCGUAUGGGGUUGAUCGGUUUGAGGUACGAACUUUGGACGCAGCAUGUGCACAGACUGCUGUUCACGAAUGGCAAGGACCCCAUAUCACUCCACCCGACAGAGAUUUCCAUGCUAAAGUCAUCGUCCUUGCAGAUGAAGCAUUGUACCUCACAGUCAGGGCUCUGGGUCAUUGGUUCUUCUUAUGAUGGGGCCUUGGGUACCCGUUCAGUCUAAAUCCUGAUCUCUUGUUCUCUCGCUUCCAACUGGAUCUGUGAAGUGCACAGUGCGCUCAGUCACUUUGAAAUAUUGUACAUUCAGGAGUCUGCUGUGGCCCUCGAGAACUGUGUUAGGGGCUGCAUUCAUCAGUGUUCAGUUUGGGAGGAGGGUUCAGUUCACUUCUCAGUGCAGUUAUCUGGAGAAGAGCUAACUGCCGAGAGGAGCUCAGCCUGAGCAGAUUGGGCUUCUUGACUAGGUGUGGUUGCCCUGCUCUAGAUUUCUAGAGUUUGUAGCUGGAAACCCAUCUACUGAUGUUCAGUUUUUGGUAAUGACAUUAACAUUUUCAACUUUUUAAUUUUUUGUCUUUUUUAAAUAUAUAUAUAUAUAUGUGUGUUUGCUUGUCAGGGAUUAGUUUACAAUUGCAUAAAUAUACACAAGAAACAUACAAAGGUUACUACUGGAGUUUCUCAGCGUGUGAGGUUUAAGAUUUUUUUUAAUCAGAGUGACAUUUUUUGUCAAUGCUGUGUAUAAAUAUAUAUGUACAAUGUAAUGUAAACAAAAGGGACAUUUUGGGGGGACGGCAUGGGAGUGCAGGGCAGACCCCAACCUCCCCUUUAAAAAUCUUAAAUAAACCGCUUGUUUUCACUCAU
Molecule: messenger RNA, 8784 nt
Organism: Paramormyrops kingsleyae
Lineage: Eukaryota; Metazoa; Chordata; Actinopteri; Osteoglossiformes; Mormyridae
Gene: tnrc6ba
Product: trinucleotide repeat containing adaptor 6Ba
Biological process (GO): positive regulation of nuclear-transcribed mRNA poly(A) tail shortening; miRNA-mediated post-transcriptional gene silencing
Cellular component (GO): nucleoplasm; P-body
Molecular function (GO): nucleic acid binding
Source: RefSeq, a predicted model, not a curated record